Dendronephthya gigantea is the source of this 1564-nucleotide messenger RNA. RefSeq names its product TBC1 domain family member 13-like. Gene Ontology annotation, biological process: intracellular protein transport; activation of GTPase activity. The transcript is spliced from 17 exons. Gene Ontology annotation, molecular function: GTPase activator activity. Lineage: Eukaryota; Metazoa; Cnidaria; Anthozoa; Malacalcyonacea; Nephtheidae. The record is from RefSeq and is a predicted model, not a curated record. The coding region runs from base 65 to 1288 and encodes 407 amino acids.
UCUUUUGCGCGGUCAUGCCGCUGAUCUUAAUAUGCGACCAUGCCAGAAAUUUUGAAUAAUAAAAAUGGAAAUUUAUCGUAAAAGAUGCGAGGAGUUUCAGGCGCUCUGCUUCGGUGAAAAUGACAUAAACUUUGAGCAAUUGCGCAGACUAUGUUUUAAUGGUAUUUCUGAUAAAGGUGGUGUGAGAUCACUUUGCUGGAAAGUGCUGUUAAAUUAUUUACCAGCAAAGAAGGCUGAGUGGCCACAAUUUCUUGAGAAACAAAGGAAUACAUAUAAACAAUAUGUGAAUGAAAUUAUUGUCGAACCAUUUAAAGGCAAGGAUAUUAGCAAACCAGAUGAACUUAUAGAUCAUCCACUCAAUCCUAAUCCAUCAAGUCAAUGGCGAACAUAUUUCAAAGAAAAUGAAAUAUUAUUUCAAAUUGACAAAGAUUGCAGGAGGCUACUACCUGACAUUUCCUUUUUUCAAAGUCCAACUCAGUAUCCUAAGAAAGAGUUGAUAGGUGAUGAUAAAGAUUUUCCUACUUUAAGAAAAAGAGUUAAAACAUCAUACUUAGAAGCAGCUCAUGUCAAAACAAAUCGGAUGGGAAUUACAAACUUUACUGUAACAAAACAUCUACAAAAUGACGAAUAUACUGUUAUUCUUGACGAAGAGAAGGAAGCACAUUGGGAAGUUGUGGAAAGAGUAUUGUUUAUUUACGCGAAACUUAAUCCAGGAACAUCGUAUGUCCAGGGAAUGAAUGAAAUAAUUGGCCCACUGUAUUAUAUCUUCGCUUCCGAUCCCGAUGAGAAAUGGAGAGAAUUUGCUGAGCCGGAUGCAUUCUUCUGUUUUAUGAAUCUAAUGUCUGAAAUACGAGAUUUCUUUAUUAAGACGCUGGAUGAAUCUGCAGUUGGAAUAGGAAGUAGUAUGAAUAAAUUGAUGAGUAUUUUACAAGAUCGUGAUUUCGAAUUAUGGAAAUCAUUAUCUGAACAAGAACUACAACCACAAUUUUAUAGUUUUCGUUGGAUAACGGUGCUAUUGAGCCAAGAAUUCCCUCUUCCUGAUGUUAUUCGACUGUGGGAUUCGUUAUUUUCGGAUUCUCAAAGAUUUGAAUUUUUAAUAUUUGUAUGCUGUGCUAUGUUAAUGGUUAUUAGAGAUCAAUUAUUAGAAGGCGAUUUUGCUACUAGUAUGAAACUUGUACAGAACUACCCAGUUACAGAUAUUCAUAUAAUACUGAACAAAGCAAUAGAACUUCGUGACCCGUUUAAAAUGUUAUCAAAUAAAAAAGUAAAGAAGAAAUCCAACAAAUGAUGACAUACAUGAUAAAUAAUAUAUUGUAUAAUAUCGAAUUAGAUAUUUAUCAGGAAACAGUCCUUAUUCAUUAUUACGAGUAAAGCAUUAAUUGAAUUGCACACAUGCGCAUCAGAAUGACAGAAUCUGUGGCGAAGUUCCGUGUAAUAAAAUCACAAAUGACCAAUGUUUUGAUCUAGCUAGUAUAUAAAAGCCUAAAUGUAUCAGUAGAUGACACAAAGCUUUGAUUCAAAAUCAUUUUUUAGUUUUUAUAUUCACUUUUGUAAAUAACUACUU